Pogonomyrmex barbatus (red harvester ant) is the source of this 786-nucleotide messenger RNA. RefSeq lists its product as uncharacterized. NCBI's taxonomy places the organism in Eukaryota, Metazoa, Arthropoda, Insecta, Hymenoptera, Formicidae. The record is from RefSeq and is a predicted model, not a curated record.
AUGAGUGGACACAUCCAAAAUCUCCUCUCGCAUCUCCAUAAUGAAGAAAAUGCUCGUCAAAGAGUUACUGCGUUAGUGUAUCCUCUCAUGCAGAUUCGGAGGCGACACGCCGAGGAAGAGUCAGAAACAGGAGCGCGAAGGGCACGUGUUGAAUUAACGCAGGAGGAGGAGGUACCUCCAGAAAUUAUCCAGCUCUCGUCUGAAGCGAACAUCGAAGAGCCGCAGCGUGGAGGAAACCGAAUACUCCCUGCUCAGGAGAAUUUGGAAGAGGAAGAGGAGGAGGAGCAGGAGCAAGAAACAGCUGACGAAGAAAGGGAGGAGGAGGUGAGAGAGGAACAAGUGGAAGAGGAAACAGAGGAGGAGGAGGAGGAGGAAAGGGAACAAGCACGAGUAGCGCAAAACGCCGGUGGUCUCGAUAUCGCGCAGAAUUUUAACGUGUUUUCAAUGUCAACGGCACCCAGAGGUCGCGAGCGCGUUUCGAAUAAACUUACACGGGAAGACGUUGCGAAACGUUCGAUUUUAACAAUCUCCAAUUUGGAUAAUUUGUGUUUUCCUUGCUCUCUCAUAAUCACGCAAAUUUAUCAUGAACGCGGAACGUUGCGAGCGGGGGAACUUCACAAGCGAUGGAAUAUGGUAAAACGUCAGAAUUCCUCGUUACAACGCGAUCUCGCGCAGGAUUUGACGAGGAGGGCUGGCGUCACUAUUACACCGGAGGGUUGCGGGAUUCAGGAAAUAGAAUAUUUCCAACGCUUUCUCGCCGCAUCCGAUAUCGCGAUUAUUGUUUAA